GCGGUAACUUUCAUAUGUCUCAAGUGCACAUCUGGAAGAGGUUACUCGCGCUGCUGUUUACUCUGAGAACUAUUUCAGAGUACGACUGCAACUUUAAAAUGUCUUUCGUAAAAGUAGAGGAGAAAAGUGACUUUUCUUAUCACAACUUGCCUUAUGGAGUGUUUUCCACGCCGGAUAACCCCAGGCACAGAAUUGGCAUUGCCAUUGGAGAUCAAAUUUUGGAUCUUAGUGUAAUCAAGCAUCUUUUCAAUGGACCGGCUCUAGGGCCCCACCAGGAUGUUUUUGAACAGCCCACACUCAAUGCUUUUAUGGCUCUGGGUUAUGAUGCUUGGAGGGAAGCGAGAAAGUUCCUCCAGAUGCUUCUGGCUGCAAAUGAGUCCACGCUACGUGAUGACGUCAGUUUAAGAAGCCGGGCGUUUGUUCAGCAAAGUUCUGCAGUGAUGCAUCUUCCAGCUGAGAUUGGCGACUACACAGACUUUUACUCAUCGAGAGAUCAUGCCACCAACGUUGGAAUAAUGUUCCGUGGAAAAGAAAAUGCCUUGAUGCCCAACUGGCUGAGACUGCCAGUGGGGUAUCAUGGGAGAGCUUCAUCUGUGAUCGUCUCUGGAACACCAAUCAGAAGACCUCAAGGCCAGAUGAGACCAGAUGCAGCUCAGCCGCCCAUCUUUGGACCAAGCAAACAGCUGGACAUAGAGUUAGAGAUGGCGUUUUUUGUGGGAAAAGGGAAUAAGCUUGGAGAGCCCAUCCCAGUGGAGAAGGCUCACGAGCACAUCUUCGGCAUGGUGCUUAUGAACGACUGGAGUGCUCGGGAUAUCCAGGCUUGGGAAUAUGUUCCAUUAGGCCCGUUCUUGGGCAAGAAUUUUGGGACUACCAUCUCGCCCUGGGUCGUUCCUAUGGAAGCACUGAUGCCCUUUGUCGAGCCCAAUCCGGUCCAGGAUCCUGUUCCUCUUCCAUACUUGCGUCACAAUGACCCCUACACGUUCAACAUCAACCUCUUCGUCUCUGUGAAAGGUGAGGGGAUGAGAGAGGCCACCACCAUUUGCAAGUCCAAUUUUAAGUACAUGUACUGGUCCAUGAAACAGCAGCUGGCACACCACACAGUCAACGGCUGCAACGUCAGACCGGGAGACCUGCUGGCAUCAGGCACCAUCAGUGGACCGGACCCUGAGAGUUUCGGCUCAAUGCUUGAGCUCUCAUGGCGGGGAUCCAAGACUAUUGACCUCGGCAAUGGAGAGACAAGGACCUUCCUGAAGGACGGGGACGAGGUCACUAUCUCAGGUUAUUGUGAGGGCAGUGGUUACAGAGUGGGAUUCGGUCUGUGUGCGGGGAAGAUCCUUCCUGCCCUGCAACAGUGAUGCACAUCUCUGUCUGUCUGUCCCUCCCUACUGUGAGCCAGACAAAACAGCCAUGAACAAAUACAGUAUUAUUCUUGAUCUUAUAUUCACAGCCUGUUUAAACCCUUUUAGAGGUCUUAAAACACUUUAUACAUUCAUAAUCUGGUGUAUUUCUGAGUAAAACAGGAUAUUCAAUAAGAAAAAAUAUACGGGGGAACUUGAUUUAGUUCAUCAGGGUUGUUCAGAUUGUGAAAAUUGGUCAUUAAAUAUCAUUAAAUAUCAUUAAAUAUGAAGGAAAAUAUAAAAGAACUUGUUCUUUUUAGAUAACCUUUGUGAUCUUAAGAAAACAUGUCAGUGAAGUAGCAAUGCAUCAUCAUGGGCUUCCAUAUGCUUGAAAACAGUCAUUCAUUUCUGCAAUUCAACUAAUUUUUGCAGAAAUUACACACUUGAAUUGUCAUUCUGUUACUGAAAAAAAAUCAAUAAAGUUACUGAUUGCUUUUGAA
Molecule: messenger RNA, 1837 nt
Organism: Labeo rohita (rohu)
Lineage: Eukaryota; Metazoa; Chordata; Actinopteri; Cypriniformes; Cyprinidae
Gene: fah
Product: fumarylacetoacetate hydrolase (fumarylacetoacetase)
Exons: 14
Coding region: 15-1355 (446 amino acids)
Biological process (GO): L-tyrosine catabolic process; L-phenylalanine catabolic process; homogentisate catabolic process
Molecular function (GO): fumarylacetoacetase activity
Source: RefSeq, a predicted model, not a curated record